Messenger RNA from Toxorhynchites rutilus septentrionalis, 22015 nucleotides. RefSeq names its product serine/threonine-protein kinase GL21140. Bases 546 to 2390 code for a protein of 614 amino acids. Gene Ontology annotation, molecular function: protein kinase activity; ATP binding. Gene Ontology annotation, biological process: protein phosphorylation; intracellular signal transduction. The transcript has 9 exons. The record is from RefSeq and is a predicted model, not a curated record. NCBI's taxonomy places the organism in Eukaryota, Metazoa, Arthropoda, Insecta, Diptera, Culicidae.
GGUUCGAUGUGUCAGUUCUGUGUUGUCUGUCGGUCCAGCCGUGUUGUUUGCUCGCGGUGUAUUUCUUCUUUCUAAAUAUUCCAAUCAUCACCAUCAUCAUCGUGUCUGAAACAUUGGUCAUGAUUGUGAAUUUUUGCUGCCCUAAUCCAUAAUCAUUCCAUGGAGAAAAAUAGUGGAUAGUGAAAUCGUAGUAUUUAUCUGCCUUUACCGUUGUGUGUGAAAACUACAUUCUAUAAUUCGUAUUUGAUUGUCGCAUCCGAAGUGUGUGUAUCUCCAGAUCUUGGCACAGCAAGAAAAGGAAAGGUUCGCAGAUUCCUGUUUUUCGCGUGUUUUCCUUGUGCAAUCGCGUGUGCCGCCUGUGAAAAGUUGAAACUCCCUGCAGUUUUGGGGCUUGGAAACGUAUUUCCCCCACCCACUCGCCGCACACCGUCUUCGCCACGACGAGGAAACCGUGGCUCCACGGUCAUCCGUAACGACAACAACGGAGUCAGCCGCCGGAGCCGAGUAAUAACAACAGGAACCACGACGACGGGAACAGGGGAAGAAUGGAGGUGAGCAAUCACACGGCUUCGACGCUUAGUCGGAGUAACAGCAGGACAAGCUCUAACUCCGAGCUGGAAAAGGAGUUAAUUGAUUUGGAAAUCAGUGGCACACACAACAAAUCCAGCGCACUCAAGAAAAGGAUCUCAAGCAGUCGGACGCCAGCCAAAAAGGCGAAGCGAAUACGAUUUUUUCGAAACGGUGACAAGUUCUAUCCCGGUAACAUUAUACCAGUGUCGGGAGAGAGAUAUAGGUCUUUCGAUAGUUUAACAGAGGACCUAACGAGACUGUUAGAGGAUAGUGUAACGCUGACGGGCGCCAUACGAACAAUUUACACGCUCGAUGGCAAAAAGGUGGAGAAGCUCGAAGACCUCGAAGAUGGUAAAAGCUAUGUAUGUUCCUGUAAUAAUGAAGGUUUCAAGAAGAUAGAUUACAAUACUAACAUUACCAACACUUCAUCAAAAAACACAAAUAGACUGUCUAGACUCAUACGUCCAAUAUCACCAAUUAAAAAUGGCUCUAAUGGCACAGCGCCCUUCAAAGAAAUCAGUUCAGUUGUUCAUCCUAGAAUUGUUACCCUAAUUAGGAACGGCGUGAAGCCUCGAAAGAUUCUCCGAUUGCUGCUGAACAAACGCAACAGCCCCACAUACGAACACGUGCUGAUGGCAAUCACGCAGUGCGUUAAGCUGGACACCGGCUGUGUGCGGAAAGUGUUCACCAUUUCUGGGGCACCGGUGUUGAAGCUGGCGGAUUUCUUCGCCGAGGAUGAUGUUUUCUUCGCGUACGGCAACGAACGGGUUGGGAACGAUGAUUUCGAGCUGGAACCGGACGAGCGGAAAACAAUUCAGGCCGACAAGAAAACCUUGCGUAGCAAUACCACGCGGACAGGACCAAAGCCUAAGAUGCCCAUCAAGAGUCACAACGAUACGUUUGUGUGCGUGGACGAAACGGUGCUUAACGGUGUAAUCUCGCCCGACUCGCUUCCCCUGGAGCUGCAGAACAAAUACACGCUGGGAUCGAUAAUCGGCGACGGAAAUUUUGCAGUUGUUUUAAAGCUGAAAGACAAAUCAUCGAACUUGGAGUAUGCGCUCAAAAUUAUUGACAAAUCAAAAUGCUCCGGAAAGGGCCACUAUUUGGCGGCGGAGAUCCGGGUCAUGAAGAAGCUCAACCACCCCUAUAUCAUUCAGUUGAUACAGGACAUUGAGACGAUGAACAAUAUGUAUCUGGUGUUGGAGCUGGUACGAGGUGGAGAUCUGUUCGAUGCCAUCACGAGGGUAACCCGAUUCUCGGAGAAUCAGUCCAAGAUAAUGAUGCGACAUCUGUCCUCGGCUAUGUCGUACAUGCAUGCGCUAAGCAUUGUGCAUCGAGACAUUAAGCCAGAAAAUCUCCUGGUUGAACUGGAUAAAGACGGCAAUGUAGUGCUGCUGAAGUUGGGCGACUUUGGACUGGCCUGUGAAGUUACCGAGCCACUGCUAUCGGUAUGCGGGACGCCUACCUAUGUGGCACCAGAGAUCCUAAUGGAAACCGGAUACGGCGUGAAGAUCGAUGUCUGGGCGGCUGGAAUCAUUCUGUAUAUAUUGUUGUGUGGAUUCCCACCAUUUGUUUCACCCGACAACCAGCAGGAGCAACUGUUCGAUGCUAUUCUGAACGGUUUCUUCGACUUCCCGGCACCCUACUGGAACAACAUUGGCGACAGUGUGCGCGACUUGAUUAUCAACAUGCUGCAGUCCGAUCCGGAGCUGCGGUUCUCUAGCGAAGACAUUCUUGACCAUCCUUGGCUCACGAGCGACGUGGUGGAUGACACACGAGAUCCCAAUGGGUACCGAAUUAUCUCCAAUCUGGUCUAUUAGAAUUUACACUUACUUCACUGUAUGUGUGUGCAUGUGUGGUUGUGCGCACGCAUGAUGAUGGGUUCUAAAGAAUCCGGCGCACCAAUCCACUGUCCCAUAAAUUAAAAUUCCAGUUCGUAUGGAGAUGUUGUACGAAUCCUAAAUUUUAUAAUUUUUAGUUAGACACUGUAUUUUCUGUGAUUUCGUUGCAUUUUCUUUUGAUUUGCGCAAACACAAACAUAACAGAAAGCGCUUUUCCGAUGCACUACUUCCACUGUAUUCUUUAGUUGUUUAGUCACCGUUAUAUAUGUUUCGGAAACGGUGAAUGCAUGAAAAUUAAGUGUAGCCUAAAAACAGUUGUACAUAGCAUGGCAAGAUAGUCGUCUCUCAUUUAUUUGUAUUUUUUUCUUUUCCCAUAUCGAUUCUUUGUUCCACAACUAGUACCGAAUGAGAUAACAAGCGAGAGGACAAUGUGUUAACGGAUGGUAUCGUUUAGGUAAACAAGCAAAUCAACAGAAACGCCAAAAAAGUGAGUGAAUAUUUUUUGAAUACACACAGCUCGUUUGAUAGAGAGCUGGCAGAGAGGCACGAGCGAAAAUGGAGUGAGAUGAUGUUGCGGCAUGUCUUAUUUGCCUCUGCCCCUAUGAAUAAUAGAGAUCGAAUCCUGUAAAUAAGCAUUUUUAAGGUAUUUAUGAACGGAAACAAUUACUGCUACACACACACACACUAGUAUGAAUCAAUGAUAAUUGUACCGCUUAGCAAACAAAACAAAUCGUCAUCACGUGAAAACUUUACACUAAACAUAGUUUGCUCGUUAUAAUUAUUGCUGUUGGCAAUCGUAGAUUUUUAUUCAAUUGAAUAAUUUAAGCAAGCUUAUUUAUUAGUUCUAUUCCAUGUUAGCUCAAUUUUUUCUCGAUCUUGGAAAAGAAAAUCAAAGUCAAAUCAAAUCCAAAUUUAUUUAAAUACUGUAAAGGAGGUCAGCGUUAGAAAACAAGAAGUCAAACUUUAUAGGAUGUUUUUUUUUGCUCCUUUAUUAUAUCGGUUCUAAUUUAUUUCCCUUUUCCAUUUGUUAGUAAGAGGUUGAUAGGUGAUUCUAAGUUUGUAAGAGACAUACUCACACAUCCUGGAGCACGCUUGUGAAUAGUGUUUAUAUAUUUUUUUUUGUUCGGUUAAGUUGAAUAUUUCCUAACGAAAGAGACACAAACAAUCAAGCGAAUGAUACAUAUAUUAGUCGUAGGUAUAUUUGAGGUCCGAGCAGGAGUGCCGACAUUCGACAAGACAGUUUCAGAGUAUACACGAUUGCUACCAUGUUUCGGUCUAUUUGUUGAUUUUUUUUUUGUUUCGAAAUUCCUAUCCACCCCCCUUUGCGGCCCAUGACACUUACACGUAUUUUCACUCACUGCAGAUAACAUUCCAGGUCGGUACUGUUGAUAUGAUGAAUUAUCCGUAAUCCUCAAUUUGAAUAGUUUUAAUUUUGUGUUUCGGUUACUUGCAACACACUAGCAAUUAUUAUUUUGACCAUCUCUGAAAGGAAUGGCGACUUAGCAUAGGGCUGAUAAUUCGAGAUGCUAGUCGUGUCGAAUUCUAGUACUGUAUCUAACGUUCUAUAAUUCAGUAUCAAUCCGAUUUAAUCAGAUACUCUGAUUUAUUAAAAAGUUAUUUUAUUUCUGUCAUUUGUAGAAGAUGAUUGAUUUUUUUCUUUUUAAAACAGUUGAACUCAGGUAUGUACAUCAACUCUUCCUAAUCAUAUUAUUCCGGUAAGCCCUAAUUCACGUUGGGCGCCAUAAUGUAAAGUCACGCGGGAUUAAAGUGAGUGGCUAAAGCGCCACCUCGUAAGACUCGAACUCACUCGAUGUCUACCCGGCAUGAAUUCCGACCUCAGAGCGGGUUCUUGAUUCGAUCCCAAAAUGCGCGAAAAGCUGAUUCUCCCUGACACCUACACAUGUACGCGUUCUCGUUUCUCUGCUUUGUUUGCAACACGAUGACUGGGAAAACUUUAAACCACAGAUUCUACCGAGGGUACCGAUACGCACACAAUUGCGUAUUUCUCUGGUUCCUUCUGCUGUCCAAACCUCCCUAAUCGCUUCAGACAACACGAACCGAGAUGAACUGAGAAUCCCAAGCAGUACACUUAGGGUGCCAAUGAAAAUGGUCAUCUCGGAUUUCAAAAAGUUACCCCAUAAAAAAUGUUCACCACCCCGAAAAAACACCUUAUGCCGAAUUUCAGCUCAAUCGGACUUAACGGAGAGUGGCGCAAAACGGUCAAAGUUUGAGUUUUUUGAAAAUCAUAAAAUCACCCAAAGGGAAAGUAAAGGAAAUGACUUUGGGACUUUUUUUUCGAACUACGAAACGAAAAGUAUGGUUUUGGGUGCCAAUAAAAAUAAUUAUCUCGAUUUUUCAUUCGGAACUUGCUGCGAAAUGUUUAUUUGCACGAUAAUAUACCCAAUGCCAAAUAUUAGCUCAUUCGGACUUCAUUUACUGAUGUCACAAACGUUAAAAUUUGAGUUUUUUUUGAAAAACGAAAAAUCACCCGAAAUCUUGGUUUUCAAAAAAAAAAGUUUGAUGCCAAAUGUCCUAAAAUUACAUUAAUCGUCGAGAUUUACAGUCUUCUCCGUGCCAGACCGGGAAUUGCAGUUCCGGUCAGCCGGGAUCCUAGAGAGUUUCGUUAUCUGGACAAAAAAGCCGUUGAACGGUUGUUCGACGCAUUCAGUUAACUUCCUACUCAGAAAUCAUUUUUCAAUGAUUUACCUUUUUUAAUCAAUGUUCACUGCACAGGAAUAUAAUUUGUAUUCCUUCCUAAGCACAAACAAAGAAACAAAAGAUAAUCCAGUGGCGUAGCGUGCAGGGUGACACCCGGGGCUGGUGUUUUGGGUGUCACCCCUCCAAUUAAAUCUUGUUAUCAAGCCUUUGUUUUCAUUCUCUAAUGAAAAAUUAAAUUUACUGAUAGAAGAAACCUAAAUUUGAGGUUAAUUAUAAUUAUUAUAACGGGUGUUUUUGUAUGCGUUCGGGUUUUAAUUAACAGAAAAUGAAAAUCAUCGCACAAUAGCGAUCACCAACAUCGCUAUCAUCUUCAUCUUUAAAAAAGUACGGGUCAAUGAUUCCUCCGGGAGGCAUCAAACAAUACAUUUUUUGGGAUGCAUUGGCAACUCUCGUAUUAUUUGUGUUUGCUCAUGUGGCCAAAUACGACAACUUUGUUUAUCAAUGUAUCCGUUCAACCAAAAAUGUGAUUCAUCGCUGAAGCAUUUUCAACAGAGCAUUCAUCUUGAUAACAAAAUUCAAUUAUUUGUAAGUGUUAUAGCGAAAUGUCAAUGAACACUUGCAACUUCAGUUUUGACACAUGACACGAAUUACUUGUGAUCUGUCAAAACAGUGCGCUGAAAAACUAAACAGAAAAAAAUCUCGAAGAACAAAUCGUAAAAUCAUUAUACGUCUCGACUUAACAGCAGCAAAUUGUCUGAAAACAUCGUCAAAGUCAACAGAGUUAGUCAAUUCAAUUUCGAUUGACAACGAAUCCAAUCCAUUUAAGCAUACUAGUCCCAUUGUUGACCGCAAAUAAUUUUUAAAUUAUUUCAACUUUGAUAAGUCUCUUCCACUAGGUGCCAUAAAAACGCAAAUCGUUAGUAACGGCUUCAAACUCACUGUAAGAUUUGGAAACGUUUCUUAGAAGUUCCAUUUCAUGAUGAACUGUAUCACUUCCAAUGUACACUAAUUAUUGACAUCUACUAGGUUAAUUCCGAUGGCGUUUAAAUGUCCAAGAAAUCUUGAAACCUUUAGUAACUACUCGCUUUUCGAAAAUUCGUCGUAAAAAUUUGCAAAUUUGGGAAUCAAAAUUUGCAAUUCGCUGUCAGAUACUGCAUGUAUCAUGCAUGCUUGAAUUGUGGCUACUUCUUUGGCGAUUUUGAUCGCUCCUGUAAUUCUCAAUGAAAACGAUUAAUGCUCUUUUCUGCAACAAGCAAAAUUACCAGCAUGUAGUCCUCAUCAGUUCGAAGAGUGGUUUACAAACCCUUGAAUACGGCUUUUUUGUUUUACUUUCCCUACAAAACCUGAACCCCCCCUGACAUAGUUAGAGCGUUGUCGAAAAUUGAGAAGGGCACUUCAUGAAAACUGAAUCGUCACUCUUUAUUUAAGGGGGUAUUCUAGUGUAGUGACACGAAUUUCGGACGUUCUUUCGAGCUCCGUAAAAAUAAAACAAAGAAUUUCUUUACCAUCCAUUAUACCUUUUUUUUAUUCAUCUAUCUUUUAACAAUAAAACAAAAAUUGAACGGAGAAAAUAUAUUCAUAAUUAGAAUAGUUACAAGCUGAUGAAGUGAGAGGGUUGAAAAAAAGGUGGGCCAUGGCGUACACGAUUCCAGCUCUUCUGGUUAUCUGAAACAAAAAAAGGAACAGAUUCUGAAUCAGUAAAGAUGCCGCUAUCGCAUGGACCUCGGACAAAUGAAAAACAUCUUUUUUGACAAAAUGGCAGUCGUUUGAAAAACAAAAUACUGUUCAAAACGUUUUUUGCUACGUUUCCCGAUUUAAAAAAAAAAGGAAAAUUUAAAAAAUAUCAUAUUAUAGAGGUUCAUGCGAGAGAGAGAUGCAUGCAGAUUGUUUCCAUAUAAAUUCGACACGAAUCGGUUAAGUAGAACUUGAGAUAUCGUGUAUGUCUGUUUGAAAAAAACUAGUUUCGUUUGAUGUUCAUAGUUUUGCCGUAGCAGGUUAGAUACCGCAUCAUUAAAAUGGCUCUAACUUGGUAAAUUAUAGGAUUUUCGAUAAGUCUUUUCUAGGGUAUAUUCUUGGAUGCCUUAACUACAGAAAUAUGAAGGGAAAAAAAAAAAUUUUUUUUUAAAUUUUCUGGACUAAAAUACUACCUUGAGGGACCUGAAGUAUAGAAAUUUGAUAAAAAAAACACAAUUUUUUACCUUCAUAUUCCUGAAGUUCAGACAUUCAAGAAUAUACCCCAGAAAGGACUUUUCGUAAAUUCCAUCGUUUACUAUUUCAAUUUUGAAUAUUUUAACCGUUUAUCGCGUGUUGUAUUGCUUUUUUUAUCUGUAUUAUAGUGACUUUCAACUCAUUUGGCUGGUUCGUCACUUUUACUUCCAUUUUUGGAAGAAUGUCGGGAGUGAGAAUUGAACUCGUGACCUUUAGCGUGAGAGGCAUGGAUGUUAUCACUACCUCAGAUCGCCUCCACGUGUUGUAUUGUUAAAACAUAAAGAAACUAGUCAUGAAAUAAUGGAUAGCUAAAAUAUUCCUUGUUUCAUUCGUUCAGAGCUCGACAAAACGCCCGAAAUUCGUGGCUCUACACACUACACUCAUAUCGAUUACUAAAAUCAGUAACCUUUUUUCAUCCAAAACAAAAAGAAAAACCAAAGGAAGAUUCUUUACAUGAACAUUUCCAUGGUAAAAUUGUUCACUAAAUAAUGCCCCAAUCACAGAGUAGACUCGAAUGAAAUUCAAAGAAUACGGGAGACGUUCAUUCUAAAGUUUCAAACUUUUUUUUUCGAAACAAAUAUAAUGAUAACGCCCGGGGCGGAUCGCCUCCUCCGCCCCCUUACACUACGCCACUGAGAUAAUCUAAUCUUAAUACUUAUCCACCACUAGGUUUUUGGCUGUUUUGAGCGGCAAAAAUAGGUUUUUUAGAAAACUGCUAGAACAAAAGUUUUUGGUUUUAUUUAUUUAUUAAAAAUGAUGCUACAUCUUAUGAAGAGAUUGAAUCUUACUCACAACAUUGUUCCGCCAAUGAACCCGGUCCAUAGCUGCAGUUCUCCAAAUCGGGUUAUACGAAUUCUUCCCAGGUUUUGCUCCUCUUCUUGUUUCUACCGGAUUCGAUGCGAACACCAUCUCUGCAGAGCUGCUGUCCGGCAAUCUUGCAACAUGCCCUUGCCCAUCGCACUUGUACAGCCUUGGCGACUUUCUGGAUGCUGGGUUCGCCUCAGAGUUAUGCCAGUUCGUGGUUCACCCUCCUUUUUUUUAAUUUAAUUUAUUUUCAACUGGCUCAGCAACGUUAAGCAUCAAUGAGCCGUGUUUAUGUAUAGGGAAAAGCCUCUGUGAGUAGAACUAUGCAAAUGUUCUUUCUCAUAAAGGCAUAAAAACCCUAUGAUUUUUUCAAGAAAUAGAACAAUAUAAAUAAUUAUACAACAAUUCAUUAUGAAAUAUUAUUUAAGACUUCUUCUUGAGGAUUUUUUUAUAGAGAAAACCACCUCCUUGAAGAUUGCGAGCAAUUGCGUGCAUCUGAGUAUUUUUGAGUUCUGAGGAAAAUAGUUGAAGAAAAAUGAAAACGUUAAUAACCAUAUAUUAUUGAUAAAUAAUAAAAAUAUUCAUAACAAAAAACAAAAAAGUUGGAGAAGUAAACGAUAAUCAAAAAUAAUAAAAAAAAUACACACAUACUCAUACUUGAAAGUGUAUGGAUUUGAGGAAGUAAUAAAUCAACAUAAUUGCAUCGAGAUUACGAGUAGCCAGAACGUCACGGAUCGAAACAUUGAGUGGCAUUCCCUUUUUGCGAAAAUUUUCUAUUAAAGAUAACCUUUUAUUUUGAAAUUCAGAGCAAUACCAUACAAUGUGAUCAAUAUCGUGGUAACCUGUACCACAAAUACAUAGGUUACUAUCACUGAUGUUAAUUCGAAAAAGAUGUGCAUUCGAGGAAUAAUGAUUAGACAUGAGUCUGCACACUACUCGAAUGAAAUCACGAGAAUAAUUAUAUCCUUUGAACCAUGGUUUGAGGGAAACUUUAGGAAUGAUAGAAUACAGCCACCGACCUUUAUCACUACCAUUCCAACUUGUCUGCCAACAUUGAAGUGCACGUUCACGAGGAAAAUGGAGAUAUUCAUCAAAAGUAAUUGGCCUAUGAAAUAACAGUCCUUCCGUAGCGCCCUUCUUAGCAAGAAGAUCAGCUUUUUCAUUUCCUGGUAUCGAACAAUGAGAGGGAAUCCAUACAAAAGUCAUAUUAAAUGAUCUACUUAUCAAAACACUUAAAAGAUGUUGGAUUCCAGACAAGAAAUACGAAGAAUAUCUAGACCUUACCGAACGAAGUGCCUCUAAAGAGCUGAGACUAUCAGAAAAAAUGUAAAAAUGUUCAGGGGACAAGGUCUGAAUAUGUUGUAAUGCAGUGUAUAUUGCAGCCAAUUCCGCAACAAACACCGAACAGGGUAAACUAAGCUUACGGAAUAUGGAGAAGUUAAUAUUAAAUACCCCAAAACCUGUGGAACCAUUAAGACUAGAUCCAUCAGUAAAAAAAAUUUUGGUUGAGUCAAUAUGUUUAUAUCUUGACAAGAAAAUUGCAGGCAUGACUAUUUGGCGGAGAUCACUGGAAAUACCACUCACAUAAACUUUCAUUGACAAGUCAAAAUUAAUAGAAGGAUUGAACAAAAUUGAAGGAAUGGUCUGGAAACCAAGUAAAGCAGAUGGGCUUUCCAGGGUCAGAAAUUCAAGAUAUAGCGACAUUCGCUUAGAUUGAGUGCCUAAGGUUAGCAUUUUUUCAAAGUUUGUUAUCACUAUCGGAUUGAGUGUUUCACAACGUAUCAAAAAACGAAAUGAUAACUCGAAAAAGCGCACAGAAAGAGGAAGGAUACCAGCUAAAAUUUCUAGGCUCAUUGUAUGUGUUGACUGCAUACAUCCUAGAGCAAUACGCAAACAGCGAUAUUGGAUCCUUUCUAGUUGCAUAAUAUGAGUACGGGCAGCGGACCUGAAGCAAAAACUUCCAUACUCCAUAACAGAUAGAACGGUUGUUUUAUACAACCUAAUCAAAUCGACGGGAUGCGCCCCCCACCAAGUCCCUGUUAUGGAUCGGAGAAAAUUUAUUCGUUUCUGACAUUUUUGUUUCAAUUAACCUAUGUGUUUACCCCAUGUGCCUCUAGAAUCAAACACAACUCCUAAAUACUUGAAUGACGGCGAGUGCCUAAUUGUUCUAUCCAAAAGUUUAAGUUGCAAUUGUGCGGGACGGUGUUUUCUUGAAAACACAACCAUUUCUGACUUUUCAGAAGAAAACUCAAUACCCAAUUUACAAGCCCACUCAACCAAAUAAUCAAGAGAAAUCUGCAAGGGAUUAUACAGAUGAAUACUGUCUUAGCCUGUUACCGACACUACACAAUCAUCUGCAUAUUGUCUCAAAGUACAGUUUCCUGAUAAACAAACAUCGAUGUCAUUUGCAUAAAAGUUGUAAAGGAUUGGACUAAGACAUGAGCCUUGAGGAAGGCCCAUGUAGCUAAUCCGUAAAACUGACGAAGAACCAUGGGAAAAACUCAUAUGUUUUUCACGCAUUAGGUUAAACAAAAAACUAUUUAAUUUUGGAGAAAACCCAUUUAGAUGAAGUUUUUCAAAAAGAACCUCAAUGGAAACUGAAUCAAACGCACCCUUGAUAUCUAGGAACACUGAUGCCAUUUGUUGCUUACUACACAAGGCUAUGUCAACCUCUGAUGAAAGCAGAGCAAGACAAUCAUUAGUUCCUUUACCUCUACGAAACCCGAACUGCGAAGGUGAGAGGAGGUUGUUGGAUUCUAUCCAGCUGUCUAAGCGACAUAGAAUCAUUUUCUCUAAUAAUUUUCGAAUGCAAGAGAGCAUUGCAAUUGGAACAUUGAACAAUUUUAACAAACGUUUCUUCGCAUUAUCAGGUAGAUUUUUCAAUAAGUUGAAUUUGAUCCUAUCUGACCCCGGCGCCGAAUUGUUACAUGACAGAAGUGCAAACGAAAAUUCAGCCAUACUGAACGGAGGCGCAAUAUCAUCAGAUGUCUCCAAGAAGGGAGGAGGAGCAGGUGCUGAGUCUGGACAUAUCUUCUUGGCAAAGUCAAAGAUCCACCUUUCAGAAUAUUCAACUUGUUCAUUUGAAUGAGUUGAAUUUCUCAUUUGUCUGGCAACUCUCCAAAGAGUGCUCAAGGAAGACUCUCGGGAAAGCCCAUUCACAAAAUUACGCCAAUAGCCUCUCUUUUUGGCUUUUAUGAAGCUUUUGAAUUUACGCUCCAGAUAAAUGUAAUUGUCGUAACGUUCGCAGGAGCCUGAUUUACGCCAAUUCUUGAAAGCAUUCGAUUUUUCUUUAUAGAGAUUUGUACAAUCUUGAUCCCACCACAGAUUAGGAGAACGUCUGCGAAACGAAUUCCCAGGAAAACGUUUCGUUUGGGCAUCAAUAGCACUGUCAUGAAUUAAACCAGCUAGAAAAUUAUAUUCUUCUAACGGGGGUAACUCAUUAACUAAUGCCACUGAUUCUGAAAUAAUUGAAGAAUAUCUCUUCCAAUCAAUGUUUCUAGAUAAAUCAUGCUGAACAUUUAUAGUUUCAGACGAUUUAGAAUAAUUUGAAAUAGAAACGGUGAUCGGCAAAUGAUCACUUCCAUGUGGAUCUUGGAUAACCUUCCAAUGACAAUCUAAUGAUAAAGAGGAAGAACAAAGGGAUAAAUCUAAGCGACUUGCGCGGCCUGAUGAAGGAGCAAUUCUUGUUAUAUCACCUGUAUUUAAAACUGUCAUGUUGAAUUCAUCGCAAAGAUCAUAAAUAGAAUUAGCUCUUCGAUCAUCAAAAGAUUCACCCCAGCCAAUGCCAUGUGAGUUGAAAUCUCCCAAAAUAAGAUGAGGUUGUGGAAGAAGCUCAAUUAUAUUCACAAGGUUUCGAUAAUUAAGCAUUGUACUUGGUGGAAUAUAAAUAGAAGCAAUGCACAAAUCUCUACCCUUGAUGCGUGCCUGACACGCAAGAAUUUCAAUUCCUGUGACUAAAGGCAGGGGAAUCCUGUAAAAUGGAUAACAUUUUCUAAUACCUAUGAGAACUCCUCCAUAGGAAUCAUCACGGUCUAAACGAAUAAUAUUGAAAUCAUGGAUGUUUAAUAUAUUGUCCGAACGAAGCCAUGUUUCAGAUAGAGCAAACACAUCGCAAUUCAAAAAAUGGAGCAUUUGCUUGAAAGAGUCAAGUUUUGGAAGAAGACUUCUACAAUUCCACUGUAGAAUAGUAGAAUUCUCUGACUCAUCCAAUAAAUUAGGCAUCGAAAUUAAUGAAGGAGAGGAGGGGCCACUUUGCAACCAUUUGUUUAGCUUAAUGACUGAUAGUAGGAAGCCAAGCAGAAAUGAGACAUUUCAAUGAAUCUGAAAUUCCGAAAAUAUCAAAGAUCCAUCUAACAAUUGAAGAAAAGCAAAUACCUCCUGAAAAUGAUUGGGGUUCAGGAACCGAUCGAGAAGCAAAUCUAGGAUGACUUGACAAUUCAGGGAAAUGAACGUCAUAGUUAGAGGAUCCCCAACCAGGAGGGUUACUGUUGGAAGGAGCAGAAAAAUGAGAAGAAGCUUCUGGUUGAUUAGAGGAUAAUCCUCUUUUUUUAGCAGGCUUGGAGGAGGAAGUAUUUUUUCUCUUCCUGGUUCUUCCCGCGAUUAUUGGGUAUUAAAGUAGUAUCCGAUUCAUCAUCCUCUGAUAAAGCAGAGAAACGAUUUUCUGAAAUCUCGGAUACCUGAGCUGCCUUGAGUAUAUCAGCAAAGGAUCGCUUAGAACGAUCUUUAAGUGACUGUUUAAGUUUAAUUGAACGGGAUUUGUAUUUUGGACAGUCUUUAACUGUGUGAGGAACACCUCCACAAAGAAUGCAUUUAUCAGCAUCCUUGUUGCAAAUACUUUCAUCAUGAUCGACUCCACACUUAGAACAUUUAUUUUUAUUGCAACAGAAGGUUUUAGUGUGACCUAACUGUUUGCAAUUAGUGCAUGACAUUAUUUUGGGAGUAAAUAAUCGAACUGGAAGACGAAGCUUAUCAAUGAGCACAUAAUUUGGAAGAGCUGUGCCCUCGAAGGUGAUUCUAAAAGAAACAGAUGGGAAAUAUUUCUUCUCGUUGCCAUCAAUUAUAAAUGAAUUCAGCGAUCGAACUUCUAAAAUUUUCACAUGAGGAAGUUUUACAUCAUGAAAAAUACCCUCUGCUUUUUCGAAAUCUGCUAGUUGGAGAGAUUUUUCCGAAACCACACCAUCGAUUUCAACAAUAUGUGCCGGAAUAUACACUCGAUAUUCAGCAGUGAACAAAGAAUUAUUUACAACUGCGUUAGCGUCUUUACAAUCCGAGAGCACAACACGAAGUUUGUCUUUAUUAACUUUUGUAAUCUCCAAGACACUUGAGUAAUUAGAUUUCAAGUCUUUACAAAUUUGGGUCACUCUUAACGGUUUCCCUUUGGGACGGAAGAAUACCACCCAACGAUUUUUCGAUGAACCCGAAACAUUCUGGUAUUGUCGUAUUCGAGAAAGAUUCUUGGGAGGAAUAUUCUCAAUGAUUGGAUGUUGAGGAGAAUUAAUUAGAUUUUGAACCGAACUGAGUGAAACAGAAUCAAUUGUUGGCUGUGUCGAAUUUAACUGUGAUUGUUUUUUAUUUUUCUUCGAAGGACGAACUUCAGAAAAACAAUUACUAGGAGAAGCUACGAUGCUCAUAUCAACAUCGGAGGGUUCGUUCCCCUCCAUUUAGAUAGAAUUGUGUAAUAAAAAUGAGAGCAGAGAGAGCAUAAAAUGCCUAACACUCACAGAAAAUAAAACUAUUAUUUUUGUAUAUAUAAAAAAAAAAUAAAAUAAAAUUAAUUAAUUAAUUAAGUAACACAAAACAAAAACUUAGCUGUUUUAUAUUUUCCAGAGGCAGGGAAUCUUCAGAAAUCCUGCACCAAGGAUCAAUACAGCGGGAAGCUUCACACACACCGAAAAACACUUGAAAAUUCAAAAUUCGUAUAUCUUCUUCGGGGAAUUCCACUCGCUAAACAAAUGGCUCCAAUAACUUCACAACUUCUUCGAGAAAUAGUCUUCAAAACACUGAAAUGACCUACAAGAAAAAAAAAUCACGAAGAAAAUCUGCAAUAUUCGUUUUGAUGAAAAUUAUACGUCACCUUUAUUCCACGGCUUGCUGAUGUAUGGUUCACCCUCCUUCUCCAUACUUCGUUUUCCUGUACACCACCGUAUAUUAGCACUCGACGUUCGAAAACACCAAGUACUUGUGGCCCGAUUUAAGCCAUCUUUAUUUUGUUGUAUUCGUCUCUUCCCGUAGAUAAAUAUAGCGGGGAGAAAACUUGGAAUUGUUUGGGAAAACUCUGGAGGAAGGUAGGAAAAUUCGGAAAAUUUAAUUCUCAUAUGUUCUACAAUUACAUCAUGAUAAGCGUUGUUAUUUCAUUUGAUGUAUGCGCUAACGAAAUUGAUUAGUUCGAAAAACCCUAGAAAGCACAUAUCGAAAAUCUUAUUAUUUACCGAGUUAGAGCCAUUUUAGUGAUCUAACCUGGUACGAUCAUAACAAUGAACUUCAAACGCGUUUUCUCCAAACAAUACAAUCAAUAUGAAACGUUCACAGGUGUUUUUGGGGAUACACUAAGCUGAAAAUCUUCCCGCUAACAUUAGAAUUUACUGCAAUAUUUGCAGAACUACAGAUGAUUCUCUGAAACCCUAUUUUUGGCACGUUUUGAAUUGAGGUAAAAAAAUAAAAUAAGUUUGUUUUUGUCAAAGCAACAAAUUAAAAUUGUACGAAAUUUAUUUAAGGUUUUCAAAACUACCUUUCGGUUUGCGGUGCGAUCAUUGUUUAUUAAAUUAUUCAUUAACAAAGACGAAGGGUUAAUUUUUCAUUCAAACAAAAAUAUCUCUGUAUAGAAAGGUCCUACAUGAACGUUAUAGAUUUUCGGCUAAGUUGCAAAUUUUCAAUUUAAUGCAUUUUUUCGAUUCAUUUGUAAUAUUUAUAUAUUUUCUGUUUAUCAGAAAAAGAAAUUUAGAGGAAGCUGAGAUAAUUCAUGAAUUGGAUAAACAAAUAAUCUUUUAGUGAUAACUUUAGUGAAUUAGUUUAUCGUGAUAACCAUUACCAGAUUGCUUGUGAAAAUUGAAAAAAACCGUUACGGGAUUCCCAGGUUGAGUCCCAAAGGAAAUAUAGAAUAUUUGGAUGAGAAACAUAUUUUGACAUAGAUUUUGCGACUUUUAAAGGAAAAACACAAUUAAAGAAAUUAUUAAAUUAAAUUAUUACCAGUCAUUAAAAUUCCAAAUAAAAUACAAAAAAAUCCAAACUAAUUUCAAAAUGUCCCAUUUAAUCAAUGCCAGACAUGAAUAACUGUGAAGCUGCUUAUGUUUGUUGGGUUCCAACUUAUAUUCAAUAUUGUAUGCCGGUAUUGAUACCCCUGAACGAAAGAGCGAAUCAACGGUUCAAAAGAACGAAUUUGAACGGUUUGCGACUGAGCCGUUCAUCAUGGUCUGCUUUCCAUAUUCGUUCUUGCAUGUUUUUUCGUGACAGACAAGGUGAGUCGAAGCAUAUUAAGAAUUCUUCUACUUUUGGUGAUAGCAAGCACUUGAUAUUCCCAAAGAUUCGACGAGAGUUUGGUUUAGAGAGCUGAACGUCGAUAAAGAUUUUAUUAGAAAGAUUGUUGUCCAAUCGUAUCGUGCCCAAUGCACGUCUCUAUUAUGUAGGAUAUGAUAUCGAGUGCUGUAUGAUUUUUCUACAACGGUUUAUUAUUGAAAAUUGAAAAUAUGAUGAAGAAAUCGUUCCAGACUCUUUCUACCACUACACCGCUUACAACUAGUUUGAAGUUCAGUUCAGUUGAUACAACAAAUGGUUUUUGUAGAGUCACAAUUUGGAGUGUUUAAUCAGUUAAAUUCACGGUUUUCUGAACAGAUACAAAAACUCAAUUCAAAAGCAAUUGUACUCAAAGUCCUACGUCCAGCAUCCGCCCGUGCCUCUAGGUACAGAUCCUCUUACUUUUUUCAUAGAUUUUUCAGUAUUUUUUUAUAUUUUUUAACGUAAAACUACGUCUUUCAUUAAGGGUGCCAAAUCAGAAUACAACUCACGUUUUUAUGAAAUAAAGUUAACGUCAAUAACUAUUUUUGCCGCGGGCGGAUUUUGGCGAUUUACAUACCUAAUGAAACGGAAAUUGUUUUGAGAUUUGUUUGAUAUGCUAUACAUUACAACAAAUUCAUGAAAACUAUAAGCGUUUCCAUUUUCCCAUACAUUUGUUCUGCUCAUUUGUAAGCUUUUCUACCCGUGCCGUCAAUAACGAGCAAUUUAUCGACGAGCAACGAAGAGGAAAUCGUGAAAUUUAAAGUUUCCGUGAACAAAGGAAAAGAAGAAGAACGAAGUGAAAUAUUUGCCUAGAGUAUAAACAGUGGAUCUUGCUAAGGCAAACUUUCAUUCUUCGUGAGGACACCCACUAAACAACAUCGUUGCUGGGCGAGCUGGACGGUGAGUGAUCGACUGCAUUUCUCAAGGCAAUGGGGUGGAGGAGUAAUACAAGGAAAAAAUGAAGUUUUCCAAGGACCGAAUAAACUGAAGAAGUUUAAAGUCUAAAGAGACUUUCAGGGGGUCACCACAUUGUGCAUUGGUUGCGCGUUCGCUUAGUAAGCUAUCGCUCGUGAGUUCAAAACUCAGGGCCCUCAUUGACGAUCUUUGUGUUGUUACAGAAUAACUACGUCCACGCAACAAUCAUUGGCGAUGGAGAUCGAUCCACGGUCGAUAUAAGAUCGUUUCAUCCAUACAACUGCUCUGCUCUCCAAGACACAUCGGGCUGCUGUUCUAUAAAUAACUCAACAAUUAUCAAUCAACUGCCUCCGCUAUCCGGUCUAACUGGAUAAUGGAAUAACAAAAGGAAAAAACUCUUACGCCUAAAUGGUUACUGUGUAAAUGUGUACCAUAUGAAAUGGUAUAGAAGGGAAUACUCCAACGCCGAAAAAUGGCAGCUGUGUAAUGUGCCAAUUAUAGAUAUGAUAAACUUGUGACAUGUACACGGUUAAAAUUCGGCUCUGUAACAGCUAAAAUGCUAAUGAGCCUAAAUAAACAAAAGGGAUAAAAAAGAGACUUUCUCAACAAGCAAGGAAGGAAGGCAAACUUUCAAUCUCGUUCUGUAUUCAAAGCAAUGAAUAUCGCUUGUUCUUCCUUGUUUUGCGUUAUGACAUGUCUUCGUUUCGGAUUGAGCUGUGGACACGACACGGCCAUUGCAUUAAAGUUCUGAGCAACACAAUUGUGUGAGGAAUCAUCAAGCUAGGCUAUCGUCAGCUCACCAAGGAAAUAAAUGUUCUGGAAUUUUGUAUGUGAUUUGCUUUGGCAUGACGGUAGGAAAACUCUAUCCAUAAAGGAUGACAGCUACGCUAAAGUCUGCUUCAUUUAAUAUUGGAACACAAACAAUUGCGUGUAGUUCAGUCAUUUAUUAACGAAUUCAUAAUUUGUUUUUCAUACAAAUGUAGCAUUUUCUUUACUCUUUCAUAAAAAAUUAUUCAUUGCUGUUUCGAAGAAAUUCUCGUACUUUUCCCGUAAUACGGCACAUUAGGCGGCGCACACCCUUUUCGUCCACCGUUUUGGCGAUUUGAUUCCACCAGUUCUUCAUUUGAGUCAUGUUCCUAACAAGUUUUCCCUUUGUCUUAAGCCUCCGCUUCGUGAUUGCCCAGUAUUUCUCUAUCGGCCGGAACUGGGGACAGUUUGGGGGGUUGAGGUCCUUCGGUAUUACGCUGACCCCGUUCGUUGCGUACCAUUCCAUAACCGUUUUGCUGUAAUGGCAGCUUGCGAGGUCCGGCCAAAACAUUACUGGACGGUCGUGGGCACGAAUAAACGGCAGAAUCCGUUUCUGUAAGCACUCUUUUUUGUAGACUUCUGAUGUCAUUGUCUUGUCAGUGAGAAAGACUUUGGUUUUUUGUCCACAACUGCAUAUCCCCUGCCAAAUCAUGUACUUGCGGGCGAAUUUAUCCGCAAACACGAACUUAAAUUUUGCAGGUACAUCCUCCCGAGCCGUCGCCAAAUAAAAUUUUUGACCUGGGAUUUGCCCAAAGUCCGCCUUCACGUAGGUCUCAUCGUCCAUCAGAAUACAUCCGUCGAACUUGGUCAGCACUUGGUCGUACAGCUUUCGAGCACGGAUUCUGGCCACAUUGUUCUGCUUCAGCGUCCGAUUUGGCUGUUUGCUGGCUCGGAAUGACCUUAUUCCUUCCCGGAGACGAAUUCGUCGCACCGUACUGUGAGCGGCCUGGAACUUAUUGGCCAAAUCGCGGUCUGAAAGAUUGGGAUUCCUCUUGACGGCCUUGAUGACUUUCCCACGCAGUUUCCGGUCGACAGUUCCACUCCGACGCUUCGAAUGCGGCUUCCGAGCCGUCGUCAAUGUUUCCUUGUACUGCUUGAUAACACGCCAUACGGUAUUUCUGGGCAUUUUAAGCUGUUUAGCUAGCUUAGAUGCCGACAACAUUGGAUUUUCAAGAAAACUGUGCACAAUUUUAUCUCUCCGUUCGGCUUCCAUGGCGGUUGUUUACAAAAUGCUAUCGUUUGGUGUUAUGACAUAAAUACAUGGUGAAAGGUAAUGAGUUUCCCGACACGUGGGUGAAAAAAGUUUCCAUAUCCGUCCACUAGGAGCGCCACAAUGAGCAAAAGAAUUUGUUCCAAUAUUAAAUGAAGCAGACUUUAAUCCAGACAGGCAAUAUAACCAGAAAGUGCAUCUGUUGAGAAAAGCGCAAAACGGAGAUAAGUGUGUGUAUAUUUAUUUACUUCAAGCCAUCGAUAUAUGGAUAUUUGUGUGCGUACGUGCGUGCUUCAUAACCCGUACGUAAGAAUAGUGCAUCUUCUUUGUAUCUGCUCCCGUGUGCAUUGGCCCUGUCACGAUGCAACAAUCGCAUUUUUUUUUAUGCUAUGAUUGACGAUUGUUUGGUGUUGCAAAUUAUGCAGCCGUAAUGAUAAAUAUAAACAAGGAGGGAAGAUAGCGGGAUGGAAAUAUUUACGCUAGGGUAUAAGUAAUGAAUCUCUGCUGAUGCAAAUAUUCAGCCUUCUUCCAAGCAGUUAACAUUGUUUGUUUUCCGUCAUUAUAAAGGCUUCGUUGGUGCCUUUGACAUUGCAUCAAUGCAUUGAACUGACGCUAUGGUGAAGCAGAUGUUAUGGUUGUGCAUCAAAAAUUAUUUGGGGAAUACCAAGUUCUUGAAUAAGUUAUAAUAAAUUAUUAUUUUAUUUGGGUUCGCGUGCCAGUCGCAAAACUCUCUUCAACUAGGAUUGCAUUUGCGCUCAUAAUGAAGCAGUGCUACUCUUUUCGAGGUUGUUGAGAUUAACAGAAAGAGUUUAUUUCGUUUAUUUAGUCACCAAGAAAGUAAAUUUCGUACUGGAAUUUCGUAUGUGAUUUGGCUUCGCUUGCCAGGAGCAAAACUUUCUCCACUAAGAAUGACAGCUGCACUUAUCUCGAGUAUGUAUUGUUCGAGGCUAAGAAUGAAUCAUCAAAGAUUAUCGUCAAAUGAUUCUACAACAAAAAAAACAUUUCAGGGCGAUCAAACUGGUGGUUGUAGCAUUAUAAAAUAAUAUCCGCAGUUAUAAACAAGCGACUUGAAUUAAACUACAGCGUAGUUCUACGUCAAAAAUGCGGUCGUGUCUUGGACACAUUUAGUAGCAGUUGAACGGCUUUAUUUCCGCUCCAAUUCACGAUGAAAACGAGAUGAAGUGUAUCCGCGAUGACAACGGUACGGUGUCGAGAUCUGGAUACGAAAUUAGUUUUCCACUAAAACAUAUCAUUAUAAUAUAAAAUCAUCUUCAAAUCCAAUCUAAGUAAUUGUACACAUGAUCUAGGGGAAAUGGGGAGAAUUUGGACCAUCUAAGCAAAUUGACUAAUAUUUCCAAACCAAUACGGUCUAAAUAAAAAAUGUCACAUUGUAUAUUGAGCUACACUUGUUUUCUAUCAAUCAAUAAUGUUUAAUCAUUAUAUCAAGCUUCAAAUUACCAAAUAUAUCAUAAAAAAGGAGAUGAUUUUUGGACAUCAAAAUUUGAUGCGGGGUGGUGAUUUGGUCCAGUGUGUGUUUCAUCGAAAAAAAAACAUACAUAUGUUUAUGUAAAGUAAUACAACAUAAUAUUACAAUCAGUAACAAUGUUCUGGGAUCGAUAUCAGGUGUUUUGGCCAGAUUCCAGACCAGAAAAAUUUGAUUGAGACCAUCUCGAAUUCUGUAUGGAUCUUUUCACUGUUUUUCGAGCAUUUUCAAACACUUUCGUCAAAGUCAAAGAAAAUCCGUGGCCUGUGUUACUUUUUCAAGCUCAUCCUUCUUCCAACAUUGUCUAUCCAUCCUCUUUUUGUAAUUCAGUGGCAUCUGGAAUCAAUUAGAACAAAGAAAAGCCUCAAACCUGUAGGACCAAUUCACCCCACACAACAUGCUAAAAUUAAAAUGCAAUUAAUUUCAUUUAUUGUUAUCAAACUUGCAGUUUCGCUGCGUCAAAUUGUUCCACUUCUGUAGACGAACAGAACUUUACUGCACAAUACACGAAAAGUUUGUUUAAUCAGCGGGAAAAACCUUGAAACCACGAUCGGAAAAUUUACAUUUUUAGACAAUGAAAGUGCUUGUUGUGUUCGUUAGUUACAUACGGUUCAACAAUAAAAGGAGAUGACAUUAUAAAAUAUCCAAGUUGAGCCGUACUUUUUCAGAUAAAGGGGUGGUCCAAAUCACCCCGUGUGUCCAACUCACCCCGUGUUACCCUACUAGUGUUAGUGUGCAAAUUGAUAGAUAAGCAAACGUUCCAGUCAUUACGACUUUAAAUUACGAGGUUGUUUCAUGAUUUCGAGAUGUUUUGAUACGUGUCGAAGGAAUGCGUGUAGGAAAAUAAGCUUUUUUUAUAUACCCAAUUUCCCCGCUGUACUUUAACGCAAGAUUGUUUUUCUAAGAGUUGGGGCAUACCAAGUUUAUGUAUUUUGUUUUAUAUCACAAUCAUCUUCCAAUUAUAAAUGUUUCGUUUUUUCCUCCCUUUUCUUUACCCUUUUAAACGAAUACCGAAACUAAGUAGAAUCGUUUUUUGCACUUCCAAUGAUCCCAGGGGAAAAGACCCAUUUGAUCCUAGCUUCGAUGGCGAUCACGCAAUAUAUAACAACAUUUGUAACCGAAUACUCAGAAUACUCGAUGAAACCAUAUACCCCGCACGCUGUGUGCUUAUAUAAUUACUAAGAAAGCAUGAUUCAUUGAGAGAGAGAUACACCAACAAUUGCACAAACGACGACAACGGCGACCAAUUCUUAUCGAACGCGAUUGGUGCAUGUGUGCCUAUACGAAGAAAAUGUUGAAACAAACUGGAAAAGUGUGAGAGUCGUUCAAAAACAAAUGAUUGGUAUUAUUAGUAUAAGCAAACAUUUGAUAUGAAAGAGUAUUAACGACACAAAAACAUUACAUUGGCUUAUUAGUGAUUGACAAAAAUUGCUACAAACAUAUAUACAAACAAAAUUUCGAAUGUACACACACACACAGCUUGUAAACUGGACCAUAAUAUCGAGAAAAAAAAAGAAAACGUCGUUUGUGGAGUAACAAAAAAAAAACGUCAAUUAACCAACGAGAGAGCACUUUAUGAACAUUGCAAAUUGAAAAACAAAACUUCUUCUGAACCCUGUCAACAUUCCAAACAACAAAGCGUGAACCAUUGACAAUAAAAAAGGUCUGCAGGUACAACAAAUAAUUCAUUGGACACCACUCAAUAUGUCAUGUUAAAAAUUGCUCCCUAAAUUCCGCUCUGUAACUCUCAACGUCAACGAACCGAACAUUUCACCUUGCUCUGCAAUAACCAGUAGACACCAAAAAAACGUGGCCGUGAGUUAUUGAGAAAAAAAUCGUUAUUUCAAGAUUCAACGAAAUCAUCCUGGGAGGGAAAUUUAAAGCAAACCAUAGAAAGGUAAGAACAUGAGGAAAGUGUAUGUAUUGAGUAUCACGCUAAUCAGAAACAGAGUUACAUUUAAGGAUAAUAAUAUACAUAAAUAGUUUGUACAAAAAUAUACUAUACAUAAUAAAAUAUACCCCAUGUGU